CAAAAAAACAACAACCAAACAACAAGUUACCCAACUCAGCAACACCUCCCCGAAAGCUUUGCAAGCGGCAGCGGAUCUGAGCUCGGGCUGGACGCGGGAGCAGAGAGUCGGAGAAGGCGAGAGCGGGGAGGGAAGUGCCGGUGGGAUUGUCGCGGGCGGACAUAACGAAAUUAGCAGCGGCAAGAGGAACAGCGGAGGCGGCCGUGAUUGAAGCACAUUGCGGAUCGGUGCGAGGCCCGGAAUCUCUUUACAAACUUAGAACAUAAAUGUGCUAAAGCCUACCAACCAUUACAGACUUGACUUCUGCAAAUAUCUUGCUCUUCUCUGGCCAUGUUGUACAAUUGGUGUUCCAUGAGGAAUUUGUCUUCAUGAAGAUUCCUAAUAUUGGUAAUGUGAUGAAUAAAUUUGAGAUCCUUGGGGUUGUAGGUGAAGGAGCCUAUGGUGUUGUGCUUAAGUGCAGACACAAGGAGACACAUGAAAUUGUGGCCAUUAAAAAAUUCAAAGACAGUGAAGAAAAUGAAGAGGUCAAAGAGACAACUUUACGAGAACUUAAAAUGCUUCGUACUUUGAAGCAGGAAAAUAUUGUAGAACUAAAAGAAGCUUUUAGAAGAAGAGGAAAAUUGUAUUUGGUGUUUGAAUAUGUAGAAAAAAAUAUGCUUGAGUUGCUAGAAGAAAUGCCAAAUGGAGUCCCUCCUGAAAAAGCAAAAAGUUAUAUCUACCAGCUGAUUAAAGCAAUUCAUUGGUGUCAUAAAAAUGAUAUUGUUCAUAGAGAUAUCAAGCCAGAAAAUCUCCUAAUAAGCCACAAUGAUAUUUUGAAAUUGUGUGACUUUGGUUUUGCACGGAAUUUGUCAGAAGGUAGCAAUGCGAACUAUACAGAAUAUGUUGCCACCAGAUGGUAUCGUUCUCCUGAACUCUUGCUAGGGGCCCCUUAUGGCAAGUCUGUAGAUAUGUGGUCAGUAGGCUGUAUUCUGGGGGAACUUAGUGAUGGGCAGCCACUGUUUCCUGGUGAAAGUGAAAUUGAUCAACUUUUUACAAUUCAGAAGGUAUUAGGACCACUUCCUGCAGAACAAAUGAAGCUUUUCUACAGCAAUCCCCGUUUCCAUGGCCUACGGUUUCCUGCAGUCAACCAUCCACAAUCAUUGGAAAGGAGAUACUUGGGGAUUUUAAGUGGUGUUUUACUUGACCUUAUGAAGAACUUGCUGAAGCUGGAUCCAGCUGACCGAUACUUAACAGAGCAGUGUCUGAACCAUCCAUCAUUUCAAACUCAGAGGAUGUUAGAUCGUUCACCUUCACGGUCAACUAAAAGAAAGCCUUACCAUGGAGAUAGCAGCACUUUAUCCAGCAGAAAUCAAUCUGGCAAAGGUACCACUGUGCAGUCUCAUCACAGAUCAAACAGCAAAGAAUUACAGAAUAUGGGACUGCAAAGAGAAGAUGCCCUUUCAACAAAUGAAAGCUUUUUAAAUGGAAAUCUCCCUGUAACUUCUCACAGUCCAAUGCUGUCAAAAAAGACAAACAUUCCUCCUUCAUCUGGAAAUAAGGAUCUAGCUAAUAACAACAUACCACAUCUUCUCAGUCCAAAAGAAGUAAAGACAAAAACUGAAUUUGAUUUUAAUUCAGAAGCCAAAACUUCAGAUGGUCCUGGUACUAAAUACCUGAAGUCAAAUUCCAGAUCGCAGCAUAAUCGUCAUUCCUUUAUGGAAGGUUCACAGAACAAAACUGGCACAUUACAACUGGGUGAAAGGCAUAGCCGUCACAGUUAUAUUGACACUAUUCCACAAUCUUCAAAGAGCCCCUCAUAUCGCACUAAAUCAAAAAAUCAUGGAGCUCUGACUGAUUCCAAAUCUGUGGGUAAUUUGUCUGAAGCCAGGAUUCAAGUUUCAGAAUCAAAUAGCAGUAGGUAUUUUCCAUCCAGCUGUUUGGACUUAAACUCUCCUACUACACCAACACCUCCUCGUCAUGCUGACAAUAGAACUUUGCUCAGUCCUUCUGGAAGAAAUAAUAGAAGUGAUGGUACCCUGGAAUCACGAAGGCCAUCUACAAGACAUUCCAAAACAAUGGAGGAGUUAAAAUUGCCAGAUCACAUGGAUGGAAGCCAGUUACAUUCUGCAUCUGCUCCUCAUGAAUCUUUUUCUUAUGGUUUAGGCUACACGAGUCCUUUUUCUUCUCAGCAGCGCCCUCAUAGACAUUCUAUGUAUGUGAGCCGGGACAGAGUGAGGACAAAGGGCUCAGAGGGAGGCUUAAGUGUAGGGCAAGGGAUGGCAGCCAGAGCAAACAGCCUGCAACUGUUAUCUCCACAGGUGCAGCAUAAAACUCUUACAAGAUCUGUUGGCUCUUCACGUGAAGAUUGUACAGAAGAUUCCAAUAGGGGUGGAACGUAUCGUGAUCAACACCCAGAUGAUGGAACCUCCACAAAAGAAAAUAGACUCCUGUAUAAUGAUUCUGUUCCUAGAAGAGUUGGUAGUUUUUACAGAGUCCCAUCUCCACGCCCAGAAGGAACAUUUCUAGACAAUAGUGCCUCAAACAGAAUACCUGCAUUGCCUGCAGAAAGCAGUAGUGUAACAAGCCAUUCAAAGAGACAAACUGCUUUUGAUUCCUGGAAAAGUCCUGAAGAUACUCAUUCUGAACAACUAAAGGAAAAAGAAAAACAAAGUUUUUUCAGGGCCAUAAAAAAGAAAAAGAAGAAAUCUCAGUCAACAGAAUCUACCAAGAUGGAGAAUCCAAGCAUCAAGAAAUCUCUCUUUCCUCUUUUUAUUUCAAAGAAUCAUUUAAAGCAUAGCUCUUUGAAAAAGAAUCCUGUAGUCACUCUACCUAUGAUGCCUGGAAGCAAAAAUCAGGAUCUUUUGGCAAUACAGAAAGCUAUUCACUCGUCUAAUCAUCCAGCCAGCAGGCAGAAGGACUGGCAUUCUGAAAAGAUGACAGAAAUCCAAGGACAUAGUCAACCUCUAAAAUCCUUACGCAAGCUGUUGCAUCUUUCUUCCUCCUCAAACCAUUCAAUUCCUUCUGAAUCCCGAUUCCAGCCUUUACCAAAUCAGCCAGCUAAAACCUCUUUUUCUGAAGUCCGAAUUCAUCCUAUGAGUCAAGCUUCCACUACCAGCAGCAACAAUCUACGACAAGAAUCUCAAUCAAAAGGCAGAGCAGCCCUCCAGAUCCCAAGCCAGGUGGAACCAAGCUGGCACGUGUCCCCAGGGAACAGAAGCACCAGUGAGACAUCAUCAUACUCAGAUCAGAUAGCUUCGAAAAGUGGGCAAAAUGGGCAUACGUAUAACCGAACAAACCGAUCUCGAAUGCCAAAUCUGAAUGAUUUAAAGGAGACAGCUUUGUAAUUGUAUCAAAGAAAGUGAUAUUGCAGGGAUUGACUGAGGGAUAUAGGGAUGCCUGUGAUUGGAGUAAUGAUUGUAUUUGCAGCUUUACAAAAGAGUGUGCAAUAUGGAGUAUGUGUAGCUACUACUACCACACCACUAGGGAUUGUAUAGUGAAAUGAACUUUAUAAAUUGCCAUUCACACGUUACAAUAGCAAAAGAAUGUGCAAUUCAGGGAGAACAACUAUUUGCCCUUUUCUCUCAGCUUACAUUCCAGCUUAAUAUGCACAUUUGUCUGAAAGCUAUUUCGGCACUUUGGGGAAUUAAAAAAAAAUUAGAUGUAUGCCCUUUUAAAAAAUAUUGCUGCCUAAAUUAAAAAAACUAGGGUUUAUGUGAUAUAUUUGUAUUCUUAGUAUGGUUUAAAGUCUUAGUUUAUUUGUUUUUAAAACUUCCAUAUUUGAUAAGAUUUGUAAUAUUAUUUAUUAUCUAAUACCUUAUUAUUAUAUCACAUUUUAUGUUAUAACGUUAUUUGGAGCUAUAUGAAACAUUGUGAUGAAGUGAAAACAGCUAUAGUAGUUUCUACAAAAAUUAACAUUUAUUACAUCAGGAAUAUUUUAUUAUAAAUAUAUAUGUGUGUGUGCGCGCGCGUAUGUGUAUGUGACUAUAUAUAUAUUUAUAUAAUAAUUGUUUUUUUUUAAAGAUAUUCAUUUAAAGUAUUGUUAUGACACUAUCUGCCAUAUUUUUAUACACUUGUGAUAUUAAGUGCAGUAUUAUACUUAACAAUAAAAGGGAACUAAAUAUGUAUUGAAGUGUAACAAUAUGAUUUUUACUCCCAUCUAGAUGCAGUGAUAUGGGCUAUAUCCAUUGUUGAUCUUCUGCUGAUGAGAGGUUCAUGAUCUAAUAAAAGGAAUCAAGUGUGCUAUAUUGCUUCUCCUUGUGGCUCUCAUCCCCAUCCUUCCUCCCUUUUCUGCUAAUAAAAGCUUUUAAGAACUCAAAGAACCUUCUGUCAGUUGAACAACAACACUGAAUACAUCCCAUUAUAAUGCCACAAGUUAAACAAUGGUUUUAAGAUUUGCUGUAGACUUUUAGAUUGGGUAAUAGAUUAAAGCUUCAAACCAUAAAAACAUAAAAUCAUAUGAACAAUAGUGUUGCUUCCCGUAAAUGUAUAUUUAGCUUUCCCGUUCGUAUCAAUGUGAAAUAAGCAUUUGAAUAAUGGAGGUAGACAUCUAGUGUGCUUGCAAUCUUCCACCCAGGAAAUCCAACCCGUAGCAAGAAAGUAAAGCAGAUGCUUGCUCUUCCAUUUAAUACAUGGGGUGAAGACCAAAGAGCCACAGCAAGAGAUGCCAGUGGCAAACCAAAGUUUGCAUGACACAGCACUGUAAAUCAUGGUGUAAGGUUUUUAAUUUAACAUUGUCUCUGCACUUUGUUUGGAAUAGUACUAAACAGAAAGUAAGAUACAAUACAGAAGUGAAAGAGAGACAUUCGAACUUCCAUUUUGUUUCUAAGGUUUUAUAAAAAGAUGAUAUUUAAGGGAAAAAAUCAUUUCUAAUGAAAUUUAAUCCCCCAUAUCACUUGUAAGAAUAGUUCUGUGAACAAGUUUCACUCACCCAGUGUGUAUGAUGUUUUCUAAUUUCUUAUCAAAACUUAGGAAUUUUUAAAAUGGACUUCUAAAUCUAGCUAAUAUUUAUUUGCUUAUAAAAAAUACUCAGGAAAUUAUUCAGUAUGGAGUUGGUCAGUGAAAAAAGAAUGAAGACAAUAGUGUCAGAACAAUACAUUUUAACUCUCAAAUGUAUACAAUAUAUUAUUGAAUCAACUCCAUAAAAAUUGAUCUGGACAGUAUAUAGUUGGUGAUACUUAUUAAUAAUAGAUAACACAGAUGAAUGAAAAGAUGUAAUCUGGUAAAUUUAUGUAUAUUUUUUUUUUAAAAAAUGGUUAUAUUUCAAAGUUUUGAACACAGUAUUUGCUCCAUUAGAUAAUACAAAAUUUUCAGUGGUGAUUGUUGGUGUCUAGUUUGCUGUAUAGAAAAUAGGCAUUAUAAUAAUAUAUAAAAUUCAUGGCUAAUAUCUGUGGAAAACACAGUGCAGACUACAACAGGGUGACUCAGGCAGUCAGUUAUAUUUGUUUAAUUCAUAGGGUGUCUUUUGUAAUUUAAUACACAGUCACCUCCUGUGUAUGUUCCCAAUAUUUCUGGCUGCAUAGCUGCAUUUUCCAGAAAAAGAAUUCCAGACUCAAAUAGUGCUGUUUGAAUGUGGCAAAUAGUUUUUAUUUGGCUCGUAUGUAAUUUACAGAGUAAUACUUCUUACUUUGCUAGUAAUUUGCACAAUUUAUAAGUCUACUUAUCGCUCUUUUAAUUCAUAGAUGUCUAACAGAAAACAUUUAGUAGUAAAUUAGAUAUACUGGACAAUUGCUAUUUGUACUACUAGAUGUUUCAGGUAAGGAUACCCUUCUUAAGCUUAAACUUGAGAAUAUGGUGAAUUUUAUUUUUGGGGUGUUCCAUAAAGAAAAUUAUUUCUUUUAGUAAUGUGUACAUUCAGUUGUGUUAAUACAAAGAACAUUUCAAAGGUCUUGCACUAUAUUUAAUUUAUGUAUCCAAGCUUUGUAAUAUAUGUUACAUUUGUAAAUAUGCAAAGAUGUCCCCGUCCCCCCCCAAAAAAAUCCCCUCCUUAUUGGUUAAUGGAGAUUUCUUAACAUUAUAAGAAAAGAAAAACCUAUUAUGCAUUCAGCUAUGAUUAAGUGUGAGCUUUUUUCUUCACUGAGAUUACAUAAGUACAUUGCUGUUCUCUGUACUUUUAUAAGAAUAGUGCAGCUAGUUUAGAUGAUUUGUGUUCUGAUAGUAUUGAAGGAGCAAAAGAAUCUAUUAUAGUUGUGUAUAACUGCACACUCUUCCCUGGAAGGUUUGUUGUAUAUUCUCUUUUUCCUAGAAAAAGAAAACAAAAAAUGUUUGCACGUGAUUUAUUCAAAGCAGAUUUUUAAAAAUGUCAAAAAGCUUUACUUAAUAAUUUUGCGAGAGUCCCCUUUUGCCAAUGAAAUGUAUGGAAGCAUGGCUGAACAGAUUUUUGAAAGUAGAAUUCUACUUUCUGGGUCUUGGGUACACUAUUGAGAAAUUUUGCAUAAUAUUUCAUUUAUUUUCUAGUAUAAACAAUAUUUUUCAAAAUAUUAUUUUCCAUCCCUUAAUCUCAUUUUCAUUACAUUUUAAAUAAUUAAUAAGUUGGUAAAGGAAUUACAAUGGAAUCGGCACUUUUGCCAUUCCCUGAAAAACAUUUAGUAGCUUUAACCUGGGCUGAGUUUAACAACUCAGUCCAGAAGAGUUGAUGGUUUCUAGUGCUUAACAUAUUUUAUAUUUAAUUUUAUAUAUCACAAGGCUUCCCAUUUCUCUGUUUCUAAAUUCUCAAAUAUACUGAGCUCAGCUUUCCCUCUAUUUCAAUAGAAAUUUUGGAAAACUAAGGUAAGUUGCAUCCUUACAGAGAAAAAUGUAUUUAAUAUGUCAUGUAAUUUUAAAAAUAAAACUCCUUUUUAUUUCACAUUCGUUCUCUUUUCUAUUUCCCAUUUUUCUCUAUCAUAUCAUCCAAAGAAAUAGUAUUUCAUAACCCACACUGGUAACUUUCCCAUUGCCUUAAAUACAUUCAGCUUUUAUUUUUAUGCUGCAUAUUUCAAUUACAAUUGACACUUCAAUGGAAUUUUGUUUCAAAAAUACCUUAAAAUCAGGAGGAAUAGAUGUAAAAAAAAUCCCUUAUUUAUAAAACAAUAUAAAUUUGCAAAAGGAAUUGUCAGAAAAAGUAUUUAUUUGAAAGUAUUUAUGUGGAAAUCAUUUAGCAUAUAUGAUAUAAGUGGUUCUGUGAGAAAAAAAUGUCACUGACUUCUGCCUAAACAUUCUUGAUUAAGAAUGUGACGACAAGGGUUGUUUUUUUUUUAACUUGUUUUUUUUUGGUGUAUGUUGUAAAUAAUGUUAUAUAUGGUAUUAAGAAACUCUUUUCAUGCAGUAAAUUUCCUCAGAAGUGUUCUGAAGUUCUUUGUGCCAAAUUUAUAUAUUAUAUUUCAUCGAGGAAGCCUUCAUUGAGAAAGACUUAGAAAAAUGGGAUAUAGUAAUUUUCAAAACAUUUUAUUUCCCUUAUUUGCAGUGUUUAAAAGAUAAAUUAAACUCUGAUAUUAUUCUCUAUUCUAGAAGAAAGUGUCUCUAUUUAAAAAACAUCUUCCAUAAAAAAAUCUUCCAUAAAAAACAUAAAGCUGGCUUGUACAUGAGAAUUUGUAGCAAAUUGCAACAAAAGCCAUUCUUUUAUCCUCUUGAUAACUGAUAUUCAAUAAUUUUUAAUAAAAAAGGGUUGUCUCUAAGACAAAUGAACUUGAUAAUGACUCUUUAUUUCCUACUAUAUUUUCUUAAUUUUACUGUUAUGACCCUUAUAAUAAAAGAGCUUAUCCUGCCAUUCAUAUAAACUUUUAAAAUAUUGCAUUACAGAGUUUCUAAAACUUCAUGACGUAAUUUAUAUUAGAGAAUUAAAGGCUGGGGAGAGGAAGUCUGAUGCUUAUUCAAAGUAGUUAACUACUUUGGGAUCCUGUUUUGUUUCUUUUUAAAUCAAUAGAAAAAUGUUGAAACUGUUCACCUCAAAAUAGUCUUAUGAACGAUAAAAACUCCCAUAUGAUACCCAUUAAAUUACCAUUUUACUACUACUUCUGAUAAAUGUAAAUCAAGUUUAUACAGCCAGACAUUUUUGUUAGAUGAUUGUUGCCAAAUGUAUAACUGAAUGGUUUUAAAUAUCUGCUUUGACCAGGAUGCUGUUAGCAAAACAACUUCCUUUUCUGAUCAGUAUGUCCAUUCCUAGACAUUAGCAAUUUGAGACUUACUUCAUUCUUUUUGUAAUCUAAGAGUCCAGUAAAACUAGGUGCUUGCUACCGAUACUGAAUAGUGCUUCCAGUUCACUUUAAACCAGCUCAGCAUAUUUUCACAUUGCUUAGAUACUCCUUUAUUUUACAUUUAUUUCAGUUGUUACGUUACUUGUUUUUUCUUCUUGGAAAAUACAAAACUUUGAAUCAAUAGCUUUUAGCUCUGAGCAGACUUUCUUGUUUUAAGUCUCCAACUUUCCUUAAAAAUAAAUCUAAUAAAUAGUUUUGUGUAAAAAUUAUUUGCAAAAUGUAAUGCACUGAUGGGCAAUAUUCAUCUUUUUCUGAAAAUGCAGAAAACAUAACAAUUUGUGAAAAUACAAUGUCCUGGUCAAUCAAAGGUAAUUCUAAAAGCAGAGAAAGGAUUAUUUCAGUUUUCUACAAUUAAACGUGUUCUAAAUGUGUUAGACCGGCACUAGGCCACAGCAUG
Molecule: messenger RNA, 8604 nt
Organism: Notechis scutatus (mainland tiger snake)
Lineage: Eukaryota; Metazoa; Chordata; Lepidosauria; Squamata; Elapidae
Gene: CDKL5
Product: cyclin dependent kinase like 5
Biological process (GO): protein phosphorylation; positive regulation of axon extension; regulation of dendrite development
Cellular component (GO): nucleus; dendrite cytoplasm
Molecular function (GO): protein kinase activity; ATP binding
Source: RefSeq, a predicted model, not a curated record